Messenger RNA from Diutina rugosa, 1125 nucleotides. RefSeq lists its product as uncharacterized. The transcript has a single exon. Lineage: Eukaryota; Fungi; Ascomycota; Pichiomycetes; Serinales; Debaryomycetaceae. Gene Ontology annotation, biological process: ubiquitin-dependent protein catabolic process; vacuolar transport; metal ion transport. Bases 1 to 1125 code for a protein of 374 amino acids. Gene Ontology annotation, cellular component: perinuclear region of cytoplasm; Golgi apparatus; endoplasmic reticulum. The record is from RefSeq and is a predicted model, not a curated record.
AUGCUGCCACCCCGAUCGAGUCGCCAUCAGUACGACUCUCUCCCCGGCUCGGACCCCACUGAGCCGGGUGGCUCGGGUAACAACAACUCCAACGACGAGCUGCAUCGGCUUAUGGACGCUACCGGCGACUCCGCCACCGACUCGGUGUUGUUUAGUCGCGACGGUGAUGCCAGCGAUAGCGAUGACGACCACAACCGCCGCGUCGAAAAUACCUCUCAUGACGAUGGUUCCGCGUCCCAUCCUCUUACUGAGGGCCUGAGCCACGAUCUAGAGAACCAGGGCGGCCUCCGUCCCCCGCUGGCGAGAGACAGAGCCGUCAACAUGUUCCACCGAUGGGUGCCGAUCCGGACCACCUACGAACGGCUAAAUAACGGGAUCACCACCGGCAGAAUGCAGGCUAAUCGACCGGGCCGGUUCAUUGGUCUGGGCACCGACGGGGUGUUCCGCAACCUUCUGGCGAAGCCGGAGCUGGACGCUGAAGCCCACCAACGAGAGAUUAAUCCUCCAACUUAUGAGGAAGCGGCUGCUGACUCGUCACCCGAAUACUGGGAACUGACAGUGAUUUCCCCCAUAUAUGAGGACGAAGUAUUUGUCGACGGCCUCCCCGUGGGCAAUAUUGCCAACUACGUGUGGAACGUGCUUGUACUGGUAGCGUUCCAAUUUGUGGGGUUUGUACUCUGCUACCUCUUGCACACGUCCCAUGCCGCUAAGAACGGCGCCCGGACCGGGUUGGGCAUUACCUUCAUCAUGUACGGAUGGAAACGGGUGCCGCUGAAUAUGGGCAGCGCCACUAAGCUCCCGCCAAAAUUAAUUGCCGUUGACCCCUUUCAAGUGAACGAAUUGUGGCUGGGAGCGAAAGUGGCCACGUAUACCGACUCUUUCAAGCUGAUUCUCUCCAACAGUACUGUGACUGUUGGCGACGACGAUGACGACAGCGGCGGGUGGCUCGAUAUCAAGGCGCCUUACUUGGCGUACGGACUCAUUGCAUUUGGGUUGUUCAUCAUCAUCCAGGCUUUAAUAGACUACUACCGGGUCAAAUUGACCGAAAGGGCAAUUUUGGCACCGCAACAACCGACGCUGACCACCACCAUCACCGAAGCGACGGACAACGCCGACCGUGAAUGA